Pararge aegeria (speckled wood butterfly) is the source of this 1282-nucleotide messenger RNA. RefSeq lists its product as uncharacterized. The transcript is spliced from 3 exons. The record is from RefSeq and is a predicted model, not a curated record. Lineage: Eukaryota; Metazoa; Arthropoda; Insecta; Lepidoptera; Nymphalidae. Bases 177 to 677 code for a protein of 166 amino acids.
UCACGCACACGCAAAGGCAAACGCGAGGUAAUGUAACCAACUUCACUCGGCAAAUGUUCGAUCUGUUUCAACUACGUCGAGGCUUGUACUGUUUGGGAUUGCGCUUUCGGUAAUUAUUGUUUUAGUCAUUAUAAUAGUGUUUUUUGAUUCAUUGUGAUUCUUAUCUAGUCGAAGACAUGGCUUUAUCAGUUGCACUACCUCUGGGUGGGUUGGAGACAGAAAAUUUUAACUCGUUCAGGCAUAUCAUAGAUAUAGCGGGCCUAUCCCAGUCGCAGACGAGCCCAAGUCCAUCUGUCUCCAGUGAAUCUAGCGGUAUCGGCUCGCUGGGAUCGUUAAAAUCCGAAUCGAUCAAUAACGAUUCCCUGCCGUCUAGUCCUCAAACAACAGAGAAGAAAUUAUUUGAACCCUUUGUGCAACCACAGCCAUGUCAGAAAGAGAAAAAAGUUGAAGAUGUUAAAAUCAUAUAUGGAGGACAUGAUAUUCUCAACUUGAGCGCUAAUCUCACUGAUUCCCGAUGGAACUACCGUGCCACAAUGCUGCCGCCAAACAACCCUGCGCUGUUCUUUGCUAACCGGUCACAGUACCACCGGCUUGGGCCCUACGGGACACGCACACAGUAUGUAAAAGAUUCUUGCCGUAUGUGUGGCUUCAAUUGGGUUGUAGCUGCCACAGAGUGACUUGUCAGUGUGUCAACCUAAACACUGAACAAAUGGGAGCUGGGUUUGACUGGGGUGCAACAGGCUGCAAAUGUUUUUUUAUUGUCACAAUGGUUGUACAAAAAUGAAUUCUUAGCCAACAACUUCAGUUCAUCUUCACAAAAUAAUCUUAUGACAACCUGUCGUUUAAGCCUAAAAUCGACAGGGCUAUUCCUAUUUUUCUACAAAGUAAUAUUUAUUUAAGGUACUCAGUAAUAUAAACAAAUUAUUUCUGCUGAACUGUAGUAGCUGGACUUGUGACAACUUCCCAAUGUUUUAAUUGAAGUAUUUGCCUGCUGUAGCCUAGUCCUACGGAUGACUGUGGAAUAUGCAUGUGGCUAUCGUCGCACACUUAUGGGAACAUUUUAAUCGUGACUUAAUACUGUGAUCUUAAUUUAAAAAAGGCAAUUUUGACAAAUUCUGUAAAGUGUGUGAUGAUGCAAUUUUAUUUCGUUUUUGUUUUGUUUAACUUAUUUAAUUUUUUGUGAUAAAUUAAAUGUUAGGUUAAUUGAAUUAAUGCCAUUAGUUUUACAGACAUACAAAAUUGGCAUUUGAAAUCCCAAAAACUAGGAUCUUAAUGACUCAUA